This is a messenger RNA of Pedinophyceae sp. YPF-701, 1140 nucleotides long. Lineage: Eukaryota; Viridiplantae; Chlorophyta; Pedinophyceae. The record is from the annotation of a GenBank genome assembly.
AUGCUCACCAGGGCCGCCAGCGUCAGUGUGGGGCGCGUUCAGCUGCCGAGGCGCUCCCGCCGGACCAUGAAGGUCGUCUGCUUCCGGCCGGCGGGCACGACCGACACGGACACGAGGAGGAAGAACCUCAAGGUGAUCCGGCAGCUCCACGGCAACGUUCAGGACUCGCUCAAGACUUGGGAAAAGCUCCUCUCCACUUCCUUCCGCGCAGGCUCCUCCUACGACGACGGCUCGGUCGAGCCCCUGCACGCGGACGCCUUCAUCGCCAACAUGAACAGCCUCGUCCGCUCCUUCCCGGACCUCACCGUCGACUGCUACACCGACGGGUCCGUGAACGAGCACGGGUGGACGCCCGUGACCACGCGCCUAAAGGGAACGCACACGGGUGAGCCCUUCUCGCCGCUCGGGGGCGCCCUCGGCCUCCCGGCCAUCCCCGCGGCCAACACGCCGCUCGUGCACGACGCCUGCUGCCUGGUCUACAUCGACAGCGGGGGCAAGAUUGCGGAGUGGACCAUCGCGUCGGACCCUGUGUCGGGCACGGAGCUGGGCAUCUACGAGAAGCUCGGCGGGUCCCUGCACGACGUCUACCUGCACGUGGUGCGCACGUGCAUGGAGCGGUUCAACCUGGCGGGCGCAGAGCAGCAGCUGCAUGCACGUGGACGCGAGGUGGCGCUCAAGUCGCUGCAUCCGUCGUUCGAGUGGAGCGCCACGCGGGACCCAUCGCUUCUCGGAGACCGCGACCAGCUCUUCACGGCGUGGGCGGAGCUUUUCCUGUACAUGCCCGACCUCCACAUGGACGUGGGCUCGCUGCAGCUCGAGGUGCUCCCGAGCGGGUGGUGCCUCGUGGAGUACGCCGUGUCGGGGCGGCACACAGGCGAGCCGGUGCGCAUCGACGGGAAGCCCGAGCUGAAGUCGGACGGGCGCGACGUGAGCUGGCUGCACCGGUCGAUGGUGCUGGUGCAUGGUGCGACCGUGGCGCGCGAGGUGACGCUGAGCGGCCCGAUCAACGGCGAGGACGUCUACCGCAUCAUGAGCCUCCCCGUGGGCAAGCACGACAUGCUGCACCACCCGUACGACAUCGACGAUGAGUCCAUGCGCAUGGAGGAGUGGGGAGUUCUCUCGAACAUCCGGCUCAGCUGA